Messenger RNA from Apodemus sylvaticus (European woodmouse), 3477 nucleotides. It is a transcript of the gene Slc22a15, whose product is annotated as solute carrier family 22 member 15. Gene Ontology annotation, molecular function: transmembrane transporter activity. The transcript has 12 exons. The coding region runs from base 361 to 1995 and encodes 544 amino acids. Gene Ontology annotation, cellular component: membrane. The record is from RefSeq and is a predicted model, not a curated record. NCBI's taxonomy places the organism in Eukaryota, Metazoa, Chordata, Mammalia, Rodentia, Muridae. Gene Ontology annotation, biological process: transmembrane transport.
CUUCCGCGCGCCAGCCAACCGCUCGCCAAAAAAAUUCCUGUCACUUCUGACAGGAAGCGGGGAGGCCGCGCCGGGGCGACCAGCCGCGCAUCUCCGCCGCGCCCCGGACCUGGUCGGCUGCAGGGUCCCGCCUGCGCCUGGGCCCCAGCCCCGCCCGGUCCUCCACCACCGGCUCGGCCCAGACCUCUGUCCCCGCCUCGGCCGCCGUCCGCCCGCCCGGUCUCCCCUCCCCGUCCCCGCUGCUCGGCCCUCCGUCCCCGCCCGGCCCAGUCCUCGGUCCCCCCGUUGCCCGGUUUUCGGCCACCGCGCAGCCAGAUCCUCCGUCGCGGUGGCGGCCGGGUCCUCAGGCGCGAGCCCGCCAUGGAGGUGGAGGAGGCGUUCCAGGCGGUGGGCGAGAUGGGCCUCUACCAGAUGUACUUGUGCUUCCUGCUGGCCGUGCUGCUGCAGCUCUAUGUGGCCACAGAAGCCAUCCUCAUUGCACUAAUUGGAGCUACACCAGCAUACCACUGGGACAUGGCGGAGCUCCUGCCCAACCAGAGCCACAGCAACCAGUCUGUGGGCAAAGGCCAGGCCUUCGGGGACUGGCUUCUGACCGCCAAUGGCAGUGAGAUCCAUAAGCACGUGCAUUUCAGCAACAGCUUCACCUCCAUCGCCUCCGAGUGGUUUUUAAUUGCCAACCGAUCUUACAAAGUCAGUGCGGCCAGCUCCUUUUUCUUCAGCGGUGUGUUUGUUGGCGUUAUCUCCUUUGGUCAGCUUUCAGAUCGAUUUGGACGGAAAAAAGUCUAUCUCACAGGUUUUGCUUUUGACAUCUUAUUUGCUAUCGCAAAUGGAUUUUCGCCCUCAUAUGAAUUCUUUGCAGUAACUCGCUUCUUGGUGGGCAUGAUGAAUGGAGGCAUGUCCCUGGUGGCCUUUGUCUUGCUAAAUGAGUGCGUGGGCACCGCCUACUGGGCACUUGCAGGAUCCAUUGGCGGUCUCUUCUUUGCUGUUGGCAUCGCGCAGUAUGCCCUGUUAGGAUACUUCAUCCGCUCCUGGAGGACCCUAGCUGUUCUGGUCAACCUUCAGGGAACAGUGGUCUUUCUCUUAUCUUUAUUCAUUCCUGAAUCACCUCGUUGGUUAUACUCCCAGGGUCGGCUGAGUGAGGCGGAAGAGGCUCUGUACCUCAUUGCCAAGAGGAACCGCAAGCUCAAGUGCAAUUUCUCACUAACACAUCCGGCCAACAGGAGCUACAGGGAAACUGGAAGCUUCCUGGAUCUGUUCCGUUACCGGAUCCUCCUAGGACACACCCUGAUCCUGAUGUUCAUCUGGUUUGUGUGCAGUUUGGUGUACUACGGCCUCACGCUGAGUGCGGGUGACCUAGGGGGAAACAUUUAUGCCAACCUGGCUUUAUCUGGCCUCAUAGAGAUUCCAUCCUACCCUCUCUGCAUCUACCUGAUUAACCAACGAUGGUUUGGUCGGAAGCGGACACUAGCAUCGUUUCUGUGCCUUGGAGGGCUGGCCUGUCUUAUUGUCAUGUUUCUUCCGGAAAAAAAAGACACGGGCGUGUUUGCGGUGGUCAACAGCCACUCCUUGUCCCUGCUGGGGAAGCUGACGAUCAGUGCUGCCUUUAACGUGGUUUACAUCUACACCUCUGAGCUGUACCCCACUGUCAUCAGGAACGUCGGCCUCGGGACGUGCUCCAUGUUCUCCCGAGUUGGUGGGAUCAUCGCUCCCUUCGUCCCCUCCCUGAAGGACUUACAGUGGUCUCUGCCAUUCAUCGUGUUUGGAGCCACAGGCCUGACCUCAGGCCUCCUGAGCCUGCUAUUGCCAGAGACUCUGAACAGCCCUUUGCUGGAGACAUUUUCUGAUCUUCAAAUGUACUCAUAUAGGAGGUUAGGGGAGGAAGCACUAUCUCUACAGACCUUGGAUCCUCCACAGUCCCUGGACAAGGCCAGCAGUGAGAGUGAAGAGGAGGAAGAGUUCUACGAUGCAGAUGAGGAGACACAGAUGAUCAAGUGAAGAGCCCACAUUCCCGCCCAGAAGCAAAGCCCCAUCGUCCUAGUGCCUCUCUCAGCUUCAGCCCACACUGAAGCUUUCCAGGCAGGGGAGGCGGUGGGGGAGGGAUCCCCAGAGGGAGGACUUGCUGCACUGAGAGAGUCAUCCAUCACUGGCUCUGUCAGGACUGAGACAGAGCUCCGCACCAUGCCUCUGGCUGCACAACUCAGCUCCACCUUGUAGGACUGGCGUCCAACGCUGCUUCCCUUCCUCGGGACCUAGGAGGGUGUGUGAAACUGCUCGCACUUUAACUAGGGUUAGCCAGACCUUCCCUGAGAUGUCAUCUUCCUAGAAAGCUUCAUGUCAUCCCUGUCACCUGCUUCUCCCCACCAAGAAUCUUCUGGUGCAAGCCAAUGUGUAAGGAGCUCCCAGCUUCCCGUCAGCUCAUUGGCUGAUUCCCAGCCAUUGGUUGCCAUGGCUUGUGCCUUUCGUCUGAGGUCAUUCACUAAUAAACGGCAGAAUUAGCGGAACAGUUAUCGUCAGAGGACUGGCUGUGGCAGGGCAGCUCCCUUUGACACUUGUGCAAUUUUUCCAGUUCCCAUUUGGAAGCAUUUGGGGAAUUGUUUUCUUUGUGAGAUUCUAGCAUCAGCAAUAACUUCAAAAUCACGCCCGCUCAACAGUGAAAUUUUGCAGACUGAGGGUGGUCAGCAAGUCAUGCACUAAGCACUUUUUAAAUGACUUAAGAGUGAAGAUUCUCUUUCACAGUGUCGUCAGUGUGCAGCGAGGGAUUUGCACAGCUCUUCGGGGCUUGAACUCUGCCCUGCAGCCGCCUCUACUUGUUAUUUAAAAGGCAUGGUAGGUGUUUGUUUGUUUUUAGAAAAUGAUGGGUUUUCACUGAGUGCUUCCAUGGAUUUCCAAAUGAAUCAAAAUCACACUAAAUACCUGUUUCCCACAAACCUUGAACACUCUCAAACAGGCAUAUAAGCCAGGAGUCCACAUGUGGGCAAUCGAUCACUUCCCGAUCAGGGAAACUGCUGGGUAUUUAGGAUUUCUGUGUACACAAAUCUCUUGGGAGUAGAACGCACACAAAUGUGAAGGAAAGGUGCUCUGUAGAUGCCCCUGGAAACUGGGCAAGCCUGCAUUCUUUGCCUCCAGAUACGUUCCUGGGCUCCUCCACGGUGUCUCGGCUUUUACUGUGCCCAUCUGUUCCUCUGUUAAAUCAUUUCCCUUUGUGCCCUUGGUUAUAGGGGAGCCAUUUCUACCACUAUGGAGAACACUAGCUGGAUGAGAUGCGUGAGUGCCCCAUAGGUGACCCUGUGUCUAGCUGUCGGGAAGAUCAUGGAACCCCCUGCAGCAUCAUAUCUGCAAAUUCCAGUAAAGGGUUUCCCACACUCCAAAGUACAAAGUCCUGCUGCUCUCCUCUCUGGGAAAUGGAGCUCAGCUCUUCUUAGGAAGAAAAGGGCUUCCAGAAACUCUUGGUUCUUGUAAAAUCAAGUGUUUAAAAUA